AUGGACCAACCUAGUAUUACUAUAGAUCCUGAUGAGGAAGUAGAUCUUGUUUGCUGGUUAAUUUAUUAUAACCCCACCAGUUAUCAUUCCAAUGCUCGAAAAUUAUAUAAAGCUAUCAAGGAUGAAGGCUACCAUUUUCCAUAUAAAAAAAUUCGCGAGUGGUUGGAGUAUCAACAACAGUACCAAAUUUAUAAGCCUUCUCCAAAACACAUCACUAGAGCUAGCUAUAGUCAGAUAUCACGUCCUAAUUGUGUACACCAGGCUAAUAUACUGUUUCUCACACAUGACAAAUAUAAAGAAAAGACAUACAAAGCAGUAUUAAAUAUAGUGGAUUGUGCGUCAAGAUAUAAGGUCUCGGUUCCUCUCAUGUCAAAGAAAAGUUCAAAAGUUACUAAAGCGUUUAAGAAAAUAUAUAAUAGCCAUAAUUAUCUAUUAACCUGGCCUCGAUUGUUACAAACAGAUAAUGGUCAGGAAUGGAUAGGCGAGACUAGUAGAAUAAUAGAGGAACAUGGUGUAAUAAUUCGAGUUAUUGGUCCAUAUUCUCAUCGUGGUACAGCAAUUGUGGAGAGAUUUAAUAAAACUCUAGCUGAAAUACUAUAUAAGAUUCAAUAUAGCAUUGAAAGUAUAUUCUCAGACCCUAAAUUAAUAAGAGCAUGGGUUAAAUAUUUAUCCAAA
Messenger RNA from Racocetra persica, 675 nucleotides. The record is from the annotation of a GenBank genome assembly. NCBI's taxonomy places the organism in Eukaryota, Fungi, Glomeromycota, Glomeromycetes, Diversisporales, Gigasporaceae.